Molecule: messenger RNA, 954 nt
Organism: Glycine soja
Lineage: Eukaryota; Viridiplantae; Streptophyta; Magnoliopsida; Fabales; Fabaceae
Product: SKP1-like protein 1A
Exons: 2
Coding region: 208-675 (155 amino acids)
Biological process (GO): SCF-dependent proteasomal ubiquitin-dependent protein catabolic process
Cellular component (GO): cytoplasm; nucleus
Molecular function (GO): cullin family protein binding
Source: RefSeq, a predicted model, not a curated record
UAAAGAUGAGGAGAACGUACUAGAAGAGGUUUACGAAAUGGAGGGGUUGGGCCCACACUGCACACAGUGAAGCCUCCCAGCGCAUAAAUAGAGGAGCCAGGCCACACCUUGUACCUACAAAAAUCCAUUCUCAAUUGAGAAAGCGAAACGCAUAGAAUCGAAAGAGGGGAAAAGAAAAAGAAAAGUUAGGGUUAGGGAUUUUGAGAGAUGGCAUCGACUAAGAAGAUCACCCUGAAGAGUUCGGACGGUGAGGCCUUCGAGGUGGAGGAGGCGGUGGCGCUGGAGUCGCAGACGAUCAAGCACAUGAUCGAGGACGACUGCGCCGACAGUGGAAUCCCUCUCCCCAAUGUCACCAGCAAGAUUCUGGCGAAGGUUAUCGAGUACUGCAAGAAGCACGUUGAGGCGAACAGUGCUGAUGAGAAGCCCAGUGAGGAUGUGCUCAAGGCUUGGGACGUGGAUUUCGUCAACGUUGAUCAGGCCACUCUCUUCGAUCUCAUUCUGGCUGCAAACUACUUGAACAUCAAGAGCCUUUUGGACCUUACUUGCCAGACAGUAGCAGACAUGAUCAAGGGAAAGACUCCUGAGGAAAUUCGCAAGACAUUCAACAUCAAGAAUGACUUCACCCCUGAGGAAGAGGAGGAAGUUCGUAGGGAAAACCAAUGGGCGUUUGAAUAAGUUUUAUGAUUCUGCUGCUUUUGAAAUUUCAAUGAAAAGAUAUGCCCUAUAGUUUCUAGUUUAUGUUUCUGACUAUUUUGUUUGUUUUAUUUAUGUUUCGCGUAUCAAACUUGUCUUCUUUUUUGAACUUGGGCAAUCUUGAAAUUGUAAGUAAUAGUUGAAUAUGGUGGGAGGAAUGCUUUUGAAUCUGGUAUCUCAGCUUUAUUGUUAAUUCAUUGUCAAACACUUCUGAUCCUCCUAGAUAUCCAUCCUUUAAAGUGGAGAAAAAGAACUUUUGAA